AUGGCGAAUGUUAAAAUGAAACAAACAAGGGAAGAGAGGUUAGAAAAAAAGCGUCAAGCUGAAAAAUUACGCUACCAAAGAAUAAAAAACGAUCCGGUUAAAAAUGCCGAAUUAAAAGAAAAAGAAAGGCAGCAAUAUAAAAAGAAAAAAGAAAAGGGACAAGUUAAGAGCAUAAAUGAUAUGACUGAAAGGGAACAAAGGGCUGUUAAAAAAUAUGGAGAGAGAAGACUAAAAAGCAUAGAGAUCGCG
Molecule: messenger RNA, 249 nt
Organism: Brenthis ino (lesser marbled fritillary)
Lineage: Eukaryota; Metazoa; Arthropoda; Insecta; Lepidoptera; Nymphalidae
Source: the annotation of a GenBank genome assembly